Cimex lectularius (bed bug) is the source of this 2437-nucleotide messenger RNA. Its product is annotated as glycosyltransferase 25 family member. NCBI's taxonomy places the organism in Eukaryota, Metazoa, Arthropoda, Insecta, Hemiptera, Cimicidae. The transcript has 10 exons. The coding region runs from base 132 to 1850 and encodes 572 amino acids. Gene Ontology annotation, molecular function: procollagen galactosyltransferase activity. The record is from RefSeq and is a predicted model, not a curated record.
UCUAAUUGAUAAUUCGUAAGGGAUUUAAUAGAUAAGUUAAAAGUUUAGGAAGAGAAGAGAAAGGUUAAAGUUUUUUUAUCUUCAUCCGGGGCGGAUAACGUUGGUGAUAACGAGUUGGAACGGGGCGUAAAAUGGCGGUCGGGAUGAAGUUGGUCGGUACAAUUUCAUUAUUUUUCCAAAUAAACUUUAUUCUCAACGUCGUCCCGUCAGAGACAGAGAGUCUGACACAAUACAAACCGAACACGGUUUUAAUCGAGAUACUCGUCAGGAACAAGGCGCACACUUUGCCAUAUUUCCUCACGUAUCUGGAAAGGCUGGAGUACCCGAAGGACCGGAUUAGCCUCUGGAUACGCAGUGACCACAAUCAGGACAAUAGUCUUGAGAUUUUAAAUAAAUGGCUAGAUGCCAACAGAGAUUAUUAUCACUCUGUUGACUUUGAGUUUGAUAGUAAAAAUGAAAGGAUAGAGGGAGAAAUAGGGCCGUCACACUGGCCCAAAAGUCGUUAUACACAUAUCAUCUCGCUUAGAGAAACUGCUUUAAAAAGAGCCAGGCAUAAAUGGGCUGAUUAUUUAAUGGUUUUGGAUUGUGAUGUAUUUAUAACGAAUCCAAAAACACUGAGAAAGUUAAUUGACACAGGGCAUACGGUUAUCUCACCCAUGUUACGCUCUGAUGGCCUAUACUCAAACUUCUGGUGUGGAAUGACUGAAGAUUUUUACUAUCAAAGGACUGAUGAUUAUACGAAUAUUUUAAACAUGCAUAAUAAAGGCUGUCACAAAGUGCCAAUGGUUCAUUCAUUUGUACUUAUAGACCUCAGAGUUUUAAGUACUGAUUGGCUCACAUAUGUACCUGGUAAUUUAGAAAGCAUCAAUGUACCUCACGAUGAUAUAAUUACAUUUGCCCUUUCUGCUAACCUGUCAGGGAUAGCCAUGCACGUCUGCAAUGAUGAGUUUUACGGAUAUGUCAUGGUACCAUUGGAAGUUGACGAUGGAAUCAGUUACGAUUUACUUCAGCUCAAGAAUUUAAAGUUGGAAGUUUUGGUUGACAAUCCACCUAUGGAGACUAGUCACCUUCUUUCACCCUAUGUUCAACAACCAAAUGAGGCUCAACUGGAUAUAGAAAAAGUGUUCAUGAUUAAUCUCAAAAGGAGACCAGAUCGAAGAGAGAGAAUGUUAAAUUCUCUUAAGGAACUUAACAUCGAGGCUGAAAUUAUUGAAGCAGUUGAUGGGCAAACGUUAACAGACGAGGAACUCGUAAGGCUUGGAGUCAAAUUGAUGCCGGGAUACUACGAUCCAUUUCACAUGAGACCAAUGAAGAGGGGUGAAAUCGGCUGUUUUUUGAGUCACUACAAAAUCUGGGAACAAGCUGUUCGUAAUAACUAUAAUAUGGUAAUGGUCCUAGAAGACGAUGUACGAUUUGAGCCAUUUUUCAAUCAAAAGAUGCACAGUUUACUCGAAGAAAUAAGAAAUCUUCCUAUUGAAUGGGAUUUGAUAUACCUCGGACGGAAAAGGUUGGAUGAAAGUAGUGAAGAACCUGUCGAAGGAUCUCAGCUUCUAGUCUAUGCCUCCUACUCCUACUGGACCAUUGGCUAUUUGCUUUCGGCUUCUGGAGCAGCUAAGUUGAUCAGGCAGGAUCCGUUGAGCAAUAUACUACCUGUUGAUGAAUACCUGCCUAUUCUUUACGACAAACAUCCUGAGGAACAAUGGAAGGCAUUUUACCCCAUAAGAGACUUGGUGGCCCUUUCCUCACAGCCGUUGGUUAUCUAUCCAACAAGAUACCUACACGAAGAGGGAUAUAUAAGCGACACAGAAGAUUCGCCGACUGUAACUACCACACCAAAUCCUGAACUUUAAAUGAUCUUUUAUUGCCAAAUUACAAUGUUUCCUAUCGAUAUAUAUUGCCAUAUGAAUAGGUUCAAUAGGAUAAUAAUUAGCAUUUAAAAAUAUGGUGAAACAAAACAAAGUAAUGUAUAUUUUACUACGAUACCAUGUAAACCUUAACAGAAUUGGUUUAAAAAAAAAUCUAAUUCAUCCUGAGUUUACUCGAUUAUUAUUGUAAUUUAAAUUAAGCACACCCAAUACUGAAAGUACAAUUAAAAUAAAAAAAAUGCCAAUACUAGAAUUUAUUCUGUGCCAUAAAAUAGCCAUAUCGAAUUAAGUGGCCUCUAGUUAAAGCACUGUGAUUUAAUUGAUUCAUUUGUCCAUUGAUAAAUUGUUUAUUAAUACUUUUCACAUUCAAAGUACAUAAAGUAAAUCUUGUAUGUUUUUUAAUUUUAUGACAAUGAUGCCAUCUUCCUAAAGUCUUCAGUGACAAAAUUUUAUUUUGAGCUUUUAAAUCGCCUUUUGUUAAAUGUAGGAUCAGUAGAGAAAAUUAAAGAUUUUUGGCACACAAAAUGAAAUAUUUUAUACAUAAACUACAAUUAAUAUAUAAUAAAAGAAUG